Messenger RNA from Scutellospora calospora, 193 nucleotides. The record is from the annotation of a GenBank genome assembly. Lineage: Eukaryota; Fungi; Glomeromycota; Glomeromycetes; Diversisporales; Gigasporaceae.
UCAUUCCCCAAAAGAAUUUUUCCCAAGUGGAUUUAUUGAAAAAAUUGAAUUUGCUAGCAGUUUGGUAGUAAGUGGAAAAUUAGUUCUUAUUAACCAAAACGAACAACUCUGCGAACUAAAAGUAGAAAUUGAACUUGUCAACUCUACUAAUAAAAAUUAUCUUCUUCAAGAACAAAGCAUUCUGCUGAAAGUA